Molecule: messenger RNA, 2784 nt
Organism: Venturia canescens
Lineage: Eukaryota; Metazoa; Arthropoda; Insecta; Hymenoptera; Ichneumonidae
Product: Kv channel-interacting protein 1
Exons: 8
Coding region: 1504-2130 (208 amino acids)
Molecular function (GO): calcium ion binding
Source: RefSeq, a predicted model, not a curated record
GUAGCGCCGGCUGUCCAUCGCCACGGAGCUCCUAUGUGCUAUAGAAACGCACUCGUAUUAUAUCGUUCGGGGUAAACACGCUUCUUGAUCAGGAGUUCAUAAAUAUAAAAAAAAAAAUCAAAAUAACAGAAAUAAAACAAACGUUCCGAUAAAUGAAAUAAAUCUACGGGUUUCCCAUGUUUUUUAUUAUUUAUUGACAUAACCACGCAUCGCUUCGGCAGCUACAUCGAAUCCUCACGAUGUUAUUUUUCAAAGAAACGUUUUCGCCUCCUAUUGCUCGAAACGCUUUAUUCUCUUUUUACCAUUGAACCCUCGGAUAUAUACAAGAGGCGUUUUCCCCACAAAUAUCGGGAAUCAGUAGUUUCUAACCUCUGGCUCUCCAAGUUGGCACUGCACCAGCAUAACACUUGUCAGAAACGAAACGAAAAAAACCAAUAGAACCACCGCUUAUUGGAAAAGGGGGUAACAUAAGAUAAAAUCAAGCAUACUUGUAUCCGUGUACCUAUGGAAAAGUGGGAGAAAUGUCGAGGUCGCCUUAUCGUCCCUUCACCACUAAGAAUAUUUGCUCGUAUCCGAGGUGCCCGAUGAAACCAAUAAAACGUUUUUAAACACUAUCAACAUUCGAAAGCGUCGGGAGAUGACUGAGAAAUGAUGGUCAAUGCGAUUACCAUUGGAAUUGACAAUCCGAAAAAAAACCUCAGCGCCAAAGCAGAGGCUGAGCCUCGAUGAUGGGAACUCACGACGGGAGUGUUAAUGAAAUAAAUCGUUGUUCGAAGCAGUGCAAUGUCUCACGAGACUACGAAAAAACCGUGUGAACCGCUCAUUUUCUCCGAAUCACUAAUUUGCGGAUCGAAUCCGCUUGAAGCAAUAAAAAAUAGAUUAAUCGUUUAAAAUGUAAAAUAAAUGUCAUCGGAGUUUUCGAAAGAGCGUUCGCCACUGGCUCAUUCCGCAGCAGGCAUGCCCGCCUUCUAGACACGGGUAUUUGAAAGAAAGUCGAUUGAAUCGUUUGCUGGUGAGCCGAUGAGUGCACCGGUCGCGAUACCUGUCAACGUAGCGUAUCUAACGCUCGAUUCGGAAAGCAUACAAGCUCGUUGAGUCGAUCGAGCGGAUGGAGAGCGAGAGAGAGGGACUUCUAAUGAUUGUAACGAAGAAGAGAUUGGCAGAUCGGGAUUGGCCUGCAAAACGGUAGCCGACGACGCCGUAUUACGGGGCGAAAGAAGUUUAUUGAGAAAAUAUGAAAAUAAAUAACACGACAAACAAUGAAGCAAUAACAGAGGCGUAACAAAAAUGUAUGAUUAAUCUUACGAAAUGGUUAAGCAUUUUGCAAUAUGACGCAACACACAGAUUUGCACCUCGUUGAAUAACUCGUCGCGAAACGAAGGAACACACAACGCAAGAUGGCACCUGUCGAUCGAAAUAUUGACAAAAACACGAGAACAUGGUAACGAGGCUCGUCGAGUAGAAAAAGACGCGAGAAAAAAGGGCACUCGAAGACACCACAAAAUGGCCACUCCCCCAGACUCACCCGGCCCCGAAGAUGCCCUCUUCGACUUCGAGAGCACCCACACCAGGCACCAAAUGACCAGGCCAGUUGCCAUCGAAGAACUUUUGCGUCAAACGAAAUUUUCGAGACAAGAAAUUCGCGUCAUGUAUCGCGGCUUCAAGCAGGAGUGUCCGGAGGGUGUCGUGCACGAAGACAGCUUCAAGGAUAUCUACGCGAAAUUCUUCCCACAUGGAAACUCAAGCUACUACGCCCAUCACGUGUUCAAGGCUUUCGAUGUUAACUGCAAGGGAGCUAUCAGCUUUAGGGAUCUUCUCGUGACCUUGUCGACGUUGCUGAGGGGUAGCAUUUACGAAAAGUUACGAUGGACCUUUAAACUUUACGACAUCAACGGCGACGGGUGCAUAUCGAGGGGCGAACUCGGCGAAGUCGUCACGGCGGUACACGAACUCAUGGGACGCAAACAUCUGUUCGAGGAGGAAAGAAAAGCCCGAGAACAACUGGACAGAGUUUUCGAAAAACUCGAUCUCAAUCACGAUGGCGUCAUCACCAUAGAAGAAUUCAUUGAAAGUUGCCUUAAAGAUGAAGUUAUCACACGAUCGUUAAUGAUGUUCGACUGCGAGCUCUGAUCUCUGACAAAUGGAAUGGCAUCGUGGAUCGUUCGGAGGAGGAUACCGGAAAGCAUCGAUGACGGACACAUUCGUCGCGGUGCUCCGGACCGGGCACUACUUUAUCGCAUUCACUUGAAAAAUCAUCACCACCAAAGCGACACCCUGUAACUUGCUUCUGCCUGUCUAAUCCGGACCACCUCAGCCUUCUCAAAAUCGGGAUAUAUUUUUAUUCUUCGGUAUUUAUUGGUGGGACCAGUCGAUAAAUUUGCUUUUGGUGAAGUUCGUGUAGGAUCGUUGAAAAGUAAAAAAGGAACCUGCCACUGUGUUUUCUCGGUUGUUGCUGAACUAGUAAUCAAUGAAUCUUUGAGUAGGAAGAAAAUUACUCGUAAAGCGGUAUAUCGCGAUAUCGAAGAUGAUGGAAAGCAAAGGAACGAAGAUAUUAAUACUAGGAAGAAAUGAAAUGCCGCUGUUGUUUCCGUUAUCGAUACUUACUGCCUUCUCGAGAGAAGUUUACCACUUGCCAUGAAUCCCUGAGAAAAAUUCUAUGAAUUGAAGGAACAAAAGCAACAGAAAAACGUAACGAUACGUCGACGGCAAAAGCACACGGACGUUCGUCUCAAAUUCGAUAAUCAUCUGCCAUUAGUUACGUAGGAACUUGACAACUUCGAUCAU